Messenger RNA from Adineta ricciae, 381 nucleotides. The record is from the annotation of a GenBank genome assembly. NCBI's taxonomy places the organism in Eukaryota, Metazoa, Rotifera, Eurotatoria, Adinetida, Adinetidae.
AUGAUCAGAAGUCAGACCCGUGUCGAUAAAUACGCCAUGCCGUCGGUGUCAUCAUCGUGUUGUAAGAAAGGACCAGGCUACGCGACUCCACUUGAUGCUAUGCAAAAUGGUCCCCGCGAAAAAGUCUUAUACGUUGCAAUGGUUUCAUGCCAAGAAAAUCAACCUGAUUAUUUAGCAACGAUUGAUGCUGAUCCGGAUUCUCCAGACUAUCAAAAAGUUAUCAGUCGAUUGUAUUCUCCAAAUAUAAACGAUGAAUUUCAUCACUUCGGAUGGAAUGCUUGUUCGUCGUGUCAUGAUGAUUGUAGCAAAGAACGACGAUUUAUUGUCUUGGGUGGCUUUAAAUCAUCGAAUAUCUACAUCCCAGACAGACAAGACCCUUAA